Molecule: messenger RNA, 2910 nt
Organism: Papilio xuthus (Asian swallowtail)
Lineage: Eukaryota; Metazoa; Arthropoda; Insecta; Lepidoptera; Papilionidae
Gene: Alg12
Product: Alg12 alpha-1,6-mannosyltransferase
Exons: 8
Coding region: 80-2347 (755 amino acids)
Biological process (GO): protein N-linked glycosylation
Cellular component (GO): endoplasmic reticulum membrane
Molecular function (GO): alpha-1,6-mannosyltransferase activity
Source: RefSeq, a predicted model, not a curated record
CGACUGAGUGAUGACAGCUGUUUUGUCUGAUUAGCGAGACAUGGGUUGAUAACAAUAAAAGCGGCUUUUUUGUAACAAAAUGGUUCAGUUACUUUAUAUCGUAGCUAGCUUGCAUAUAUUAUUAUGCCCCUUUACUAAGGUUGAAGAAAGCUUCAAUAUCCAAGCUACUCACGACAUUUUAUAUCAUCGAUUUAACCUCUCACAGUACGAUCAUAAUGAAUUCCCGGGAGUUGUGCCGCGGACUUUCAUCGGCCCUGUCAUUAUAUCUGCUUUAUCCGCUCCUGUUGUGUUUAUUUUACAUUUAUUUGGAAUUAACAAAUUCUGGAUGCAAUAUGUAGUGCGCCUAACUCUUGCAUUAACAGUAAUAGCAUCAUGGAGCCGUUUUAGGGGUACUUUACAGAAGCAAUUUGGUAGUUCGUUUGCUUGGUGGUUCACUUUAAUCAGUGUUUCACAGUACCAUUUUAUGUUUUAUAUGAGCCGACCUUUACCUAACAUCAUGGUAUUACCCUUUGUGUUACUUGCGUUAGAAGGAUGGCUAUCGGGAAAACAUAAACAGUUUAUUAUUAGUGCUGGAGCUUCCAUUGUUAUAUUUCGUUCUGAAUUGGCAAUGCUCUUUGGAUUAUUCCUUAUUAUAGAUUUGUUUUUUAAGAAAAUUGAUUUUAUGAGAUUUAUCAAAAUAGUUGUACCUACUGGUAUAGGAUUGGUGGCACUGACAGUAAUAGUUGAUUCAUUGUUUUGGGGCCGUUUACUUUGGCCUGAAGCAGAAGUAUUUUGGUAUAAUACCAUACUGAAUAAAAGUUCUGAUUGGGGUACUUCACCAUUCCUAUGGUACUUCUACUCGGCAUUACCUCGAGGUCUAGGGCCAAGUCUGGUCCUGUGUCCAGUGGGUGUGUACUUAGACCGGCGGCUGGUCCAGCUUGUAGCGCCUGCUGUGGUCUAUGUUCUGUUGUUCUCCUUUCUACCGCACAAGGAGCUUAGGUUUAUUAUCUAUGUGUUCCCAUUGCUCAAUACGGCGUCAGCUGCGGUAUGCUCAUAUGUAUUUAUUAGACGGACCAAAGCACCAACUUAUGAAUUAUUAUUUUGGGGUAUUUGCUUGAUAAUAGUCGCUAAUGUGAUAUUAUCCAUAGCGUUAGUAUUAGUUGCUAUGUCCAAUUAUCCUGGAGGUUUGGCAAUCACUAGGUUCCAUAAGCUUCUGAAAAAUGAACCAUACGUCCAUGUACAUAUCAGUAAUCUUGCGGCUCAAACCGGGGUCACUAGAUUCACGCAAAUCCACGACCAUUGGACCUACAGCAAGAAUGAGUCCUUGUCACCUGAACAACUGCUACAAUACACACAUCUUCUAGUCGAAGCUAAGAGCAAAUAUUCUCCAACUAUCAAAUCUUUCACACAAACACAUGUUGUAUUAGACAGCGUCGAUACUUUCUCUCACGUGGCUGUCAAUUAUAAACUAAUUCCACCUGUGAGAAUUAAAACUCGACCAGCAAUUUUUAUUUUAGAAAGGAAAAAUUUUAGAAAUCACCACAGAGAUUUCACUCAUGAAAACGUCAUAAACGUCGAAGAACACGAAAUAAUAUCACAGGAAAAGACAAUAAUUGAAGUACCAAAUUUAAUUGUCAUUAACGAUUCCGAUAAAUCUAUGAACGAAAACGAUGAGACUGAAAAUAUAAAUGAAUAUAUCAGUAAAGAUAUUAUGAAUAAUAGUAACGAAAUUACUGAAGAGCCUACAAAAAUAUACGAAGAGGUUAAAAUCGAUAAAUCUGAAAUUAUUGAAGAAGUGCAGGAAAAACCGAAGGACAUUCAAAAAGAUUUUAAAUCUUACAGACAAGAUAGAAAGAAGAAAGCAAUAGCAAAAAUUAAAUCUGAAACUCGCAAGGAAGUUGUGGCAUCGGCUAAAGAAAAAUUAAGAGAAAUAAUGAAAAGACAUAAACAAGUCGCUGUAGAGCUUUCUGAGAAUAAAAUACAAGAUGAGAAUGCAAGUAUAGAAAUAGACGGAAGAGGCGAUAUACCAGAUAUCGAAAUAGUUCCUGAAGUAGAAACUGCAAUUGUUGAAGAAAAUGUUUUAACUGAACCAGAGCAAGUAAAUGAUCCAGGACAAGUGAAUGAUUCAGAACAAGUGAAUGAUUUAGAUCCUAUCGAAAAUAUAGUUCAAUCAACAGAUGCUAACCAUACUAAUGAAAACUUAGAUGCUAUAGUUGAAGAGGUUAUUAACAGACUUAUAGAAAGAAAAGUUUACGAUGAUAAAACAAAACCGGAAGAUAUCAAAUUAGAAGAUAGACAAAUGAUACAAAAGAUUGUUGAAGAAGUACUUGCUGAAAAGAUUAAUUAUAAAUCAAGUUCAGAAAAAUAAUGUAUGUAAUUAUUUAAUAUUAAAUGUGAUCUCUUACAUUGAAUGUUUUAGAGGUGUUACAUUUUUUUUAAAUGUUCAAUUUGUGCCAAUUUUUGGAGCAUGUUUUGAUACAAAGCACUUUUAAAACCAAAUUACAGUUAACAUGCCUCAUACUAACUUACCUUUUCGUAUGUAUUACUCUAAAAUGUUGUUAUUAUUGUGUGUAAGAUUUACAUUGUUAUCUAAUUAUGUUGCUUGUUUUGGUUGCUGUCAAUUUUAUCGUGAAUAUUUACUAUUGAGGCAAUGUUUUUGUUUAGGUGUAAAUUCACGAUAGUGAGAGGUCAAUUAUUACGUUGUAUUAUUUAAUGUUGUUACUUUUGUUUUAAGAGUGUAUUUAUGUCUUAACAAAGUGCAGUUGAUGUUUUAACACUGACGCAAUUUUUAUAUAGUUUUUGUGGAGUACAUCAUUGUAUAUAUAAUUCUUUUGUAAAAAUGUAUAGUUAAAUCAAUUUAAUACAGCCCCAAAUGUUAAACAAUUUUGUAUGAUUAACCCAUGAUGUUUUGUUAUACUAACUUUGUAUUAG